CCACAUGCUGAUAGGCCCACUCAACCCAAACGCCACCUAUACUGUUGUGGUUGAAGCCAGGAAAAUGCAGCAGUACUCGGAGGUCCAUGGUGGUGAAAUCAAGAAUGGUGUUGGUAAAAUAGAAGAUGAAGCAGACUCUGACUUUGAGGACACUUGCAGUACUUUUAUACUGACCGCUCAGAGUGACCACUUGACCAUCCACACCGCCCAGCCCCCUGACCCUCCCAGAAACUUGGGUAUACUGGCCACCACUUGCAACAGUAUCAAGAUUGGCUGGGAUCCUCCUAAGGAACAUGGAGUGGAAGUCUUAGGAAUCAGAGUGGACUGCUCUCCGAAGAAGCCUGAAGAAGGCAAACAUCAAUCUUUUGAACUCAUUCCAGAUGCAAGGUCUCUAGUCAUUGAAAAUUUAACAGAACUUACCUCAUAUCUUGUUGUCGUGACUGCUAUUACCGAGGAGUACUUUGACCAACUGCCUGAGAGGCACCAAUAUAAAAAGAUGCACAGAAUUCCCAGGGAUGUUGCUAUAGAACUCAAUGAGUCGCCAUGGCUACCAAAUACUAGUAUUGUGGCAAUAACCUCAGGUACAGAGGCGCCUUAUAACAUCAGAGUGAAACGCUCGACAGGAACUUCUAUCGUCAUAGGCUGGCAGGCGCCUGUCGUACAUGGUACCAAUCGGCUGCAAGGCAUUAUGGUCAGGUGGUGUGAGGCAAGGCUGAUAAGAAACAAAGAAGAUGAGACGGCCUUGGUCAGCCACAUCAACCUAAUGCCUGAAGAAACAGAAGUCACCAUAGAGGACCUUAUGAUUGGAAUGGAGUACAAAAUCACUGUCGAGGCUGUUGUUAGUGUUCGGACAAUCAUAGACCUUCAGAGGGGAGAUCACGAGAAUCGCAGGACUGCUCAUAUUGUGGGUAAACCCCUAUGGGCAAGAACUAAAGCCCCUUGUGAGCCUCCCAAGCUCUAUAUCACAGGCUACUCCACUUCUACUAUACAGUUGUACUGGGAGAAACCAGUCCUGUUUACAGUGCUAGGAAAAGAAGAAGAGGACAAGAGGUACCUGAAACGUUGCCUUGAAGGGUAUAAGCUGGAGAUAAACGGGAAGUUGCACAUGCGCCUUGGACCUGCCGCACAGAGCGUAACCCUCACCAAGUGCAAGUAUGCUAAAACCUACAGUGUUGUGUUGGUUGCCAUGACAUGUACGGAGGAAGUGAAGAAGGAAAGAGUCAAGAGGAUUCAGCUAGCUAGCAGCAGUUCAUUCACAUCAAGUCAGCCCUUUGAUGACCAUGAUUUGGAUGAAUCUGCCUCUGAGGCUGUGGAAGUUAGGGUGCCUAGACUGCAAGAGGGUAAUAUUGCCAAUAUAAGUGCCUUCUACAACCACAAAAGCAGCAAUAGAGAUGGUGUCAUGGGUGACAUUACGUUGACCUGGGACGUCCAGGGGAACUGGUCGCGCACCAAGCAAUUUGACAUUCUCUGGCACUGCCAUGAGGACGGAGUUGUUCACAGGAAGUGUGUGGAGUCUGACGUCAGAAAAUGUACCAUUCCAGUGGUUAGGAAUAAAUGUACCUAUGAGAUUUCCAUGGAGCCUCGUUUUGGAAAUGAUGCCAUGCCCGUCACUCUAACAAAGCUUCAAGUGCUGAUCCCGGGACCUCCCGACGCGCCUACAAUCUGGACAAAGCAUGUUGGGAAGGAGGAGUUCUCGAUGGAGUGGGGUGAACCGAGAUUAUAUGGUGGAGUGAAGGUCAAAGGUUACCAGGUUUACAUGAAUGAUAGGAAGGUUGGCAACGAACUGAGCAGUUCCCAUCGCAAGGCUAUCAUACCUUGUAAACCAAACAGGCACUACAAGAUCAACCUAAAAGCCAUCAGCGCUGACAUGGACUUUGGGGACUCCGCCCUGUCCAAUACCCUCUUUAUCAGCACAUCUCUCAGUCAAGGUGGCCAGAUACUGGCAGAUGCCCACGAUGAAAACAUGGCCGACCUCAGUGACCAGGGGUCAGUGGAUGGUGACCAGGAAUUGAUUGUCCGAGUUGCCAAGGUUACGCACACAUCUAUACAUUUGGACUGGUUUACAUAUUCACCACCAGAGGGCAUUGCUUGCUAUAAAAUGCAGUGGACGAGUGUGGCACAGCCUACGCAAAGAGAAUUCAAGCUAUCCCCACAAGAAAGCAGCUGCAUUCUACAGAAAUGUUAUCCCGGCACAAAUCACUUCAUCCGAUUGGUUGCUUUGGGAGCAGACGGCAGGAUUCUGGAGAAAUCCAAACAAGUGGUUGUGCAGACGUCUGCCCCUCCUGAGGCCCCAGUUGUCAGCCUAAGGGCAUGCAACUUCAACUACACAGCAAUACAGUGGGAGAAGCCCACGACAUUUGGUGUGGCCAACAUUACAGGGUAUAAAGUUUACGUAAAUGGAGUAGUGGAGGCUGUCGUAGGACCAGACCAGUACCAUUACUGCUAUACGAAGGGUCAAGGAUGCAAGGAAUAUGUCUAUCAAGUCAAGGCACUGACGGCAGAUGACCAGCUGUGUAGUAAGCCAUCAGAACCAUUUGUGGUCACCUGGCCAGGCAUGAAGACCCCUCUACUACAGAGAGUACCCACUGUCAGCAGUAACUCUAUUAAGGUGAUGUGGGAGGAGCCGUAUGUGACGGAGGGAGUCAAGAUUAAAAACUACAGGGUGUAUUUAGAAGAUGAGUCCUCAGGGAUGACAGUGCAGACCAUCUUCCCCAUCCAUCCUGAUGUCAGAGAAGCAGAGUUCCACAAUCUGAAACAGGGUAUCUACCUGGUUUACUUAGAGAUACUGGUGUAUAACAGUAACACUGUCUUCAGAGCUGAUCCCAUCCGCGUUCAGCCGAGAAUUGCGCCAGACCCCCCACAGAUCACAGUGACGGUGGCAGGACUGGAGGAGAGACGGCAGAUAGAGAGGGUCACAUGUGAACUACUGAACAAGAGGGACAAACUGCUACGCAACUUGAACAACCCAACUCUUAUGGGAGCAGCCAGUGUAUUCCGUAAGAAGGACAGUGGGGAGGUCAGCAGUAGGACAUCAGAGAACCUGCAACAUGUGGAGUCCAUGCUUGUGGACUGCUUCAGUUCUAUCAAUCAUUAUACAGGUCACCUGAUGGCCCACGUGAGCUGGCAGUGUCCCCAGAGUGACCCAGAUAUGGUGGUGUCAGGAUACAAGGUGCUGGUGGAUGGCAAACAGUAUGGCAGCACUCUGCAUUCUGGGAUGAGGACAGUCAGGAUCAAGUUGAGCAUGGAGAAGACCAGUCACAGGGUGAGCAUGGUGGCUAUCACCAACCAGCCCUACGCCUCAAGUCUGGAGUCCAAUGUGGUGGAGCUGCUUACGGAGCCCUUCAGACAGUUCACAUUUUACUGUUUCCACAAUGUUCACAGUAAAGGGAGUUUGUGGCCCAAUAGUGGUGCUUGUCAAUAUGAAGAUACCUACGCAGCUGAGAGGCGUCUUCCUGGCAGACGGCUUGUCAACCAAGGCUUACUGAAACGCAGAGUUCCGCCCCCAUCUUGUAAUGUGAUUGACAUAUUUACUGGCGACAUCAAGUCGCUGCUGCCCCCUGGUGGUCCAAAUGGACCAACUGCAAUCCUGUUCUGGACAAAAUGGUGCUUGACCUCACAGAGAAUCAUGGCUCAUUAUGUGAAAUUUGCCAGGGAGAAUAGUAAAUCUUAUGACUUCAUAUCUGUUGCCUGUAACUCUGGUGACAGGGACGGCACUGUGGACGAGCUGAUUCAUCUACUGACCAACAACAGCUGGCGAGAUGACUCCCACAUCUGGCACUGCACCAGUCUGAAACAGAAGACAGGUGUGGUGGAGACCUCCCAGACCAGCCAUAGUCCCAAUCUGACCAGGACAGGAAGUGGUAAAAAAUCCAAGAAGGGCACAUUGCCUAUUUCUUCUGAUACCAGGGAAGACAGUCAGCAACAGGAGGAUGUUGCCUCUCUGUAUGGUGUUAUCGGGGUCCCUACAUUAGUUAUCAUACACCCAGAAGAUUACAUUGCCUGGCAAGGAAGGUUCUGUGCAUUCGAGUACGAGUCGUUUGAAAACGGCAUGCAUCACACAUUCAGCGAGGCUCUUGGGGAGGCAUGUACAGUCCCAGGUUGUGAGUUAUGUAAACAAGACUUCUACAUGAAAGUGGACACCCCACCCACUGCUGCUGAUGCCUAUCACUACACCAAACCAAAGCCAGGAAAGGUGGCCUCAGCUGUGGUGGCUAACGAGAAAGACUCAUCUGGAGUUCCCCUUAUCACGACUCCCGCCAUAGGAGCCACUGUGACCCCCAAAACGGAGUCCUCAUUUGGAGGGGGCAGUCGGCCAUAUUCUGCGGGUCGACCUGGCUCAGCAACGAGACGACCAGAGCUAUCGCCAUUCAAACAACCAGCGUCUUUGGCUGGGAAGUUAUUCAUGAAAGCAGGGAAGGCAGGAAAACAUGACAAUCGCAUCAGUGUUAGUCAGCGCCCUUUUUCAGCCAGUAAAACUCGGCCUGGGUCUGCAAAGAGAAUGGGAUCAGCCAAAUAAUUCUUUUGGACAAAUGACAUUUGAGCAGAAGUCAAUUAAAAAGAUUAGUCAUAAACAAUUUGGUCUACAUAAUCCACUUAAUCAGUACAACAGUAUAUAUAUGGUAUUUCAUCUGAAGCAAUAGUGCUGAAUACCAGCCAGCCGCUUCAGUCUGUGUAUUAUGUAUCUAAAAGAUUAAUAUUUUAGAUAAGUGGAUUAAUGUUCUGAAUUAUUGAACAGGGUAGUGUGUAUUGUCAAUGUCAGUCAACUGGAGUGGUCCAGUUGAAGGGUUUCACAAAUGACACAUCUGUGUAAAUAUUCACCUUUAUCCAUAAUUAUUUCAUAUAUUCAUAGAUAUUCAUCUAAAUCCUAUUUCUUGAUUGAAUAAAUUAUGCAAUGAAAGACCCACAUAUGUACCAGUGCGGCAGUUUCUGCUCUCUCUUUAAGAACAAGCAUCAUCAAUAUCACGUUCGCCUCAGCUGGGUCUCUCGAGACUUUUCACAUUUUUAAAAAAUAUAUUGGAAACUUUAUUUUAUUUUCAGUCAAAUUUAGGUCAUAGAUCAUUCCCAUUGAUAUUUGUAAUAAAAUGUAUUGUAGGGUUUUUCUACAACAAACAGGGUAAUCAAAUAUGUAUCUACACACCUGUGAGAGUGUGUUUUUUAUGCUAAGUCACAAUAUUUGCUCAGAAUAAUAUAAGCCUAGCUUCACAGUCACAUAUUUUUAUUUUUAAUAUAUAAUAUGGGGGGUUGGUCUCUCAUGCGUUAGAAAUUGCACUGCAGACGUAUUUUAGAUGAAAGGGGUAUUGUCCUUUUAUUGUAUAAAGUUGUGCUUGAAAUAAUUUGGGACUAAUUUAUUAUUUUUUUUUGUAUGCUCAGUUUUUUGAGACAGCCAAAUUUUAAUGUAAAUAUUGCAUACAGUCUACUAUCGAGACUCAUUAUCUAAGUGUGAAUUGAUAUUAAACAUUGUAACUUUUUUCACAGGCCAUUUUGCCAUAAGCAUCAUCAUAUUAUGCAUGUGUUUAUAUAUCACAGAAUAAUAAUUUUAUACGAGUUUUUUUAGGUAUUGUCUCAUAGUGUACUCAAGCAGAUGAGUCUGCCUUUUUCUUAUUAGAUGAGAUUAAAUUAACUUCUCUUAUAAUUGUAUUUAGCAUUGUGCUCCAUUCUGUAAGUGGUUUACUGCUGUCAAUUUUACAUACAAUUUUCAUGGAGAUUGUUUUUUAUAUUUACUUUUUAUUUUUUUCGCAUUAUCAAGAUUGCUUUCUUUUGAUGUACAUAUUUAUAUUAAAAUAUAUAUUUUUACUUUAUAACUAAGUUUUUCAUUCCAGUUGUUUUAUAAGUUUUCUUUGUGAAAGUUGUAUUCUAAUUUAAGCCAAUUUUAGAUCUCUUACAUUUUUUCUACCGUCCAUUUUUAGCGAGUAUAAAGUUAUUUAAUCCUCUAUUUAUCAUAUAAAUUUAUGUAUAUGUAAAGGUACACAGGCAUAUCAUUAAAGCUUUGGAUGUUUACAUUUUAUGCAAAAUUCAUAAUAUGGGUAAAAAGUGUAACUUUUCUAUGAGCUUUGCAAUAAACAUUCACUGAUAUCAAAAAGUU
Molecule: messenger RNA, 6082 nt
Organism: Lingula anatina
Lineage: Eukaryota; Metazoa; Brachiopoda; Lingulata; Lingulida; Lingulidae
Molecular function (GO): protein binding
Source: RefSeq, a predicted model, not a curated record